Molecule: messenger RNA, 984 nt
Organism: Mangifera indica (mango)
Lineage: Eukaryota; Viridiplantae; Streptophyta; Magnoliopsida; Sapindales; Anacardiaceae
Product: transmembrane ascorbate ferrireductase 1
Exons: 4
Coding region: 104-796 (230 amino acids)
Molecular function (GO): oxidoreductase activity
Source: RefSeq, a predicted model, not a curated record
UAAAAGACGUAGCAACAAGUCAAAGAAAAAACGUCAACUGCUGUGCGAGCAGUUUGUUUGCUCUGUCCUCUCAGAACUAAGAAGAAGAAGAAAAAGAAACGAGAUGGCGUUAACAGUACCGGCUCUUCCGUUCACGUUUGUGGUACACGCGCUGGCCGUUGCCGGCGCAGUUUUGGUACUGGUUUGGGUACUGCACUUCAGAGGUGGAAUAGCAUGGGAAGCUUCAAAUAAAAGUCUCAUCUUCAACCUUCAUCCGGUCCUGAUGCUCAUCGGCCUAAUCAUAAUAGGGGGUGAAGCGAUCAUAAGUUACAAAGCUUAUACUUUGAAAAAAGAAGUGAAGAAGCUGAUGCAUCUGGUUCUCCAUGCAAUUGCACUGAUACUGGGCAUCAUUGGCGUCUAUGCUGCAUUCAAAUAUCACAACGAAAGCUCCAUUGCCAAUCUUUACAGCUUACAUUCCUGGCUUGGGAUCACUGUCAUUGUUCUCUAUGGCAUUCAGUGGAUAUAUGGAUUUGUGAUAUUCUUCUUUCCGGGAGGAACAACUCCAUUGAGGAGCGAAUCGCUGCCGUGGCACGUGGCGUUUGGGCUGUUCGUUUAUGUCCUGGCAGUGGGCACUGCUGCCAUAGGCUACCUGGAGAAGCUCACCUUCCUGGAGAAUUCAGGCCUGGCUAAAUAUGGAGCAGAGGCAUUGCUUGUCAACUUCACUGCUGUGCUUACAGUCAUAUAUGGAGCCUUCGUUCUUCUCUCUGUAAGCUCCCAGGGUCCACCUGAAGAUGAAAAUGGCUAUUCAGCUAUAUAAUAAUAAAUGGUGAAUGUCCUUUUUUAUUAACAUUGGGUGGAACUUGGAAGCAUGCAACUAAACUGUGAAUUAUAUAUAAAUAGUCACUUAUCAACCAGGUGAUCUAUGUAAUAUUUUAUUUUUUCGAAACAGUGGCAUUGUUGCAGAGUUGAAUGAAAUAAAAAUUGUUCUGUAAGAAAUAUAAUUAA